Messenger RNA from Rhopilema esculentum, 6091 nucleotides. RefSeq names its product C5a anaphylatoxin chemotactic receptor 1. Gene Ontology annotation, biological process: G protein-coupled receptor signaling pathway. Lineage: Eukaryota; Metazoa; Cnidaria; Scyphozoa; Rhizostomeae; Rhizostomatidae. The record is from RefSeq and is a predicted model, not a curated record. Gene Ontology annotation, molecular function: G protein-coupled receptor activity. Gene Ontology annotation, cellular component: membrane.
AUCCUCGUAUUGUUUACAGCACUAGGAGAGCCCUUCCAUCCAUUCAAAAGGAUUGCGUUCCUACCACCAAAAAUCGUUACCUUCAAACAUACGAAACAAAACAAAACUUAAAGAGAACAGCCUCCUCGAUCUUGAAGGUCAAAAAACCCUGUUGAAACAAUUGAUUCUGCCAUCGGACAACAUCAUUUAGACAACCCUGAUUGUGGCAAAAACUAUGAUGACAACAUGUUUCAGGUAUGCGACAUGCUUCUCUGUGCCUUAAUUCAUUACGGUUGUCCCUCUUAGCAUCUAAGUAUGUAAGAAAGAACUCAAACCCACUCAACUUAUAGGCCAUUCAAUUAAUAAGAAUUAAUAAAAAACAUUUAUUAAUUAAGUCGUACUUUGCUAAUGCUAACAAUGCAUAGAAAAUACCAUAUUUCUUUCUAAAAUCAAAUGUUCCAUUUAAGAGUUCUGGAAACCGUGCUCUUUUUCUGUUUUUUUUCUACUGAUAUGGACGAAAUUCGAUUCAAAACUAUGCUGACUCACAUUUUUUCAAAGACGAAAAUCAGUCCAUCCAAGUUUUCAUUCCGUACCAUCAUGUCAUAAGCUUCUGACAUGAGUUGAAUUGGUUUGAUCAAGUCAUAUAUUUGAAUGCUCUUGGCUGUUUCGUUGCCAUGUCGGCUGUUUUUGAUCAUACGUCCGAAUAACUUUGUACCGUAAUUGUGAAGUCACCAGCUUAUUUUUCCAAAUGAAACAGCCCCCUGUGAGCAUUUGUAUUCCAUUUGUUAAAAAUUCAAUUUGAACGAAUUCUUUACGUUUUAGCAUAAACUGGUCACAUGUCUUGCCUGCUGGCAUUAAUCAAUCUAGCGACCUUUCCCAUUGUGAACCCGCGCAGUAUUUAUCGACUAUAAUUCGCUCUCAUGUUUGCCGCUUCGCGUACCCUUGGGGUUUUAAGAUGGCACCAUCGUCAAUGGCAUGGGUAAGAUCCAAAUUGACAAGAUAAAUGAAUUCCGCGCUCUCGCAUGUAAAGCAGGCUAUUCUUUUAAAUAAACGAGGCAUUGAAUUCCUCAAUCAAGAAUUGGAAACUGCCUGAAUCUUCCUUCGGGCAAUAAUCAUCUUGGCCAGUGCCCAUUAACUUUGUGUUUAUAGAGAGUGUGCAAAAAGACUCAAUGUGAAAAGAGCGUUUGCAGUUAAUGUCCACGUGUUCGUAGCAAGGGAUGUCUUUGAAGGAAUAUAAUUGUCAUAUUUACAAAACCGUCGUCGGAGAAUUGAAAUAACAUGUUUAAGAAGGAGCAAGCCGAGGUGAUGGUGAUGCUAUAUAAGACGCGAUUGCAGCGAUUCAAGGAUGAAACAGUGAGCGACAUCUUGCUGAAGGUGAUCAUUUACCAUGAUAUUGAUUUGCUCAAAAACUGCUACUACAUAUGACUUGAUCAAACUCUGCUGCUCAAGAAUGAUGACAUUUUAAAAACUCACGGCUGAUGGAAUGCAAGAGAUUGAUAAGCACAUUAAUUUAAACAGGUGCAAUAAUUGAACCACCCACAGACAAGAAGGAGGAUCUUUGAGCAUAUGCAAGGUACUGACUUCUUUUUACAUGUUUACUUUUCGAGCACCUUUCGAUGCCGUAACAUGAUGGACGGAUGACCUCGAAUUCGUAAUAUCGACGACGGCAUUGUGGCCUUGAUAUAGAAAAUAAGAAGGUCGAAACAUGAAUGAUACAAGCACUACCUUUGCUAGCUUGACGUCGACAACCGCAAUGUUUGUUUCGCCAACAACAAUGACCAAUACGACAUUGACUUUCGCCAGGAAUAGCGGCAAUGCGACGGCUCCGCUCGAUAUAUUCGCUUUAGUUUGCAUGUUUCUCCUCUUUGUGAUCGGUGUUUGCGGCAACUUGUUUACUAUCGCCAUUCUUAGGUUCGUAAAGAAAGGGCCCGCGACGGCGUACGACCUAAUGCUGAUAUCACUCAGCGUAAGUGACCUUGUUUGUGUCAUUGUUGUGCCUGCGAUGUUCGCAUACGGAACACUUACAAAUUUCCAAAGAUGGGAUUUCGGAAUGGUAGGAUGCAAAGUUCUGCUGUCAGUUUUGCCUAUCAAUGUAACUAUUUCGCAAUGUAUUCUAAUGCUCAUGUCUGUCGAUAGAUAUCGCGUAAUUUCGAAACCAUUUGCUCGAAACGGCAUUACGAAAUCGCGUACGAUCGUGUGCGUGAUCUCAUUUGUGUUCCUUGGGACUCUGCUAGCCGGGCCUAAAUUUCACGCAUUGGAGCUUCAUUCAGUCGAAGGUUCGUCAAAGCAAAUGUGUAAUCCAGUAGGCCACAAAAACCUCUAUACGUUGUCCUACGCUUUUACCAUGUUCAUUCGCGACAUCGUGUCGACAACGAUUAUAGGGAUCACAGGACGCAAGAUAGGCACGGCACUAGUCACAAAUUCAAACAAUCUGGCAAAACAUGGCUACAUGGGCACGAAAAUGGCCAGUAGACUUGAUCAUGUAAACAGCACGCGUCGAAUGCUGCGUUUAAUGCUGGUUGUUUUCAGCGUCUGCACGAUUCCGCUCGAUGCUUUUCAACUUUGCUUUUACAUUGCUUUGCAAGUGGACGGAGCAAGCGUCAACGCGCAAGUUUUCGCGUGGCUUCGCAGUGUUAAUACAGUACUGUAUCUCUUUCAAACUUCGAAUGCCGCUGUAAACGUUUUCAUCUAUGGAGCGCGGCAUCGCGACUUUCGUCCUGUUUUGGAGAGGAUCGGCGCGGCAAGAAGAUCCUUGUUCCAUGCAAUUUUCUCCUGUGCCAGUGAUGGAAAUCUUACUCAAAGCCGUCAAAGAGGAAACAUAUUUGUGCAUGUUUCACGACAGCAAACUGUUCGAGGUAUGCAGAUGGUUGCGCUCAACAACGAUGUCGUUUCUCAGCGCGCUUCAAGUCGGUGACUGGCUAUGUCGACGAUUCUGGAAAAUUGAUCACCAAAUGCUAAAUCAGUCACGUGUCAUCAAUGUAAUAUUUAUUGAAUAGUGUUGCCCUAAAAAACGGAUUGAAAGCAGAAAUAGAUUUAUUCGUCAAGGCAAACAGUUUAUACUCUCUUCAUUUCCUUAUGGACUUUCCUUGUGCAGGUAAACACUGCUUGUAAUUUUGUUAGUGUUUAACACCUUAAAUAGGUUUGAAUUGUUAGCAACAUAUAGUUUGAAAUAAUAAAUUCAGGCACGUAAAUAAUAGGGGGGCGUGGGGGGCGUAACGCCCCCCCAAAGUUUGGAAAAUCCAGUUACAGUUGGAAAACGUAACGGUUGACUUGGAAUUUUUUUCUUAAGACAAAACUUGUGAAUUUUAUAUUUUAAGAAGUUUUUUUAUUUUAAAUAUAAAAAUUCUAAACAUUAAAAUUCACAGGCUGAAGCUGACCCAUCCAAUCGUUUUCUAUUGUGAAUCCCGUCUCCUCUGGGUCCAAAUUGCACACUUGCCCCGUUUUCUUUUUCUUUCUUUCUGACGGGAGUUGAAUCAAAUUACGAACAGGCAAGGUGAACUUACGGAUAAGAAACUUGAAACUUACAGUUUGGAAUAAUAAUACCCGCAUUGAUCAGAAUAUAUUAGAGUGGGAAUUUUUUUAUAAACUAUGAGUAGUUAAUUCAAUAAAAGAUUAAGAAUCUUUCAGUACUAAAAAUUCUCAACGCUUCUUAUAAAAAACGAGUUUAUGCUAAACUCCCCUGUUAUUUGUUAAUGUCCUUGAGUCCUUAUCAUAAAUUCCUAUGACAAAACUGCUGUGGAGCAAGAACACAUUGCAAAAACUGCAGUAGAAGUAUUUGAUUAAAGAAGAGUAUUUCAUCUUUCGAAUCAGGCAUAUGCACAAGUUUGUUCUCAAAUCAUCAUUUCAAUUGUAAAGAAUGAAAAGGCAUUUGGCCCUCUGAAAAGUUUAAAGGUAGUUUUCUUCGAUCAAGAACGAAAAUAAAAGGCCCAAAUUCUUGGUGCUUCUAUAUCGUGAAAAAAUGUAUUUAAAUAAAAUUGAUCAAUUGAUCUGAAAGAAUACUACUAAUCAUUAAGUAUAUCUAAUACUGGUUUUGCUUAAAUGUUGCUUUACUUCUUACAGUAUGUUUAAUGUUUGUUUCAUGUUAAUCAAAAUUUAGAGAUUUAGGCUUUUAUGCUUUAGGCUAAUUAUUGAGUAAAGAUUUGGUAAUUAUAAAGAAAAUAGAACUAUGGUGCUCGGGCUAUUUACAAAUAUCAAUUUGGUAGGUACAACAGAUCUACUGGUCGAAUGAAAAAUUUAUCACUUGAAGUUGGAAUUUUCAUACUUCCACGCCCCCCCAAAAUUAGCAACUUGUUUUCGUCCCUGAAUAAAUUCAUAUUCAGCCUCCUUGUUUCUCAUUUAUAUGAGUAUAAGUUAUAUAAACAAAUUCUAUUGUAUUAUUAUUUAUCAAACCCUUUAAGUCUCAUAUAUCGUUAACGUAAGUAAAACCACUUUACCCGUACCAAUGUACGUCGCAAAAACUGCGUCGAGGGCUUUAGUAUAUUUAGCGCUACUGCUUAGAUUCCUACCUGGCAAGAAUUGGUAGAUAUACCAGCGCGUGAGUUCUCAUAUGCGCAUUAAGUGUAUUUUUUAAGACGACGUGCCCAUUGCUUGUCGUGCAUUUAAAUUACUGGAGAUUCAUUAAGGCUUCGAUUGUUUCAUUUGUGAGUUGUAGCUCUCUCUAUCCUCGUGAGUUAGCUGUUGCAUUUGAAAACUGUAUCUACUUUAUGUUUAGGAAUAUAUCAAUAUGGAAAGGACUUAACUAUAAGAAGAACUACAUCACAGGCACCCAUUCAUUUUCCAUCUCAAUAUAAAUAAAAUCCACAAAUGCAAACCAAAACUCGACAAGCCCCUUCAACAAUCACGGAUUACACCAAAAUACAUUCUCAAACAUUAGGUAACACAAACAAAUUGCCCAAUCCACAUAAAAAAGCCUUCCCCACAAUCAUACUCUGAACCAUUCUAUUCAAUAUUCUAUAAAUCUAUAACAAACUCAAAUCAUCUGCAAUCCUUAGCAAAAUCACAACAGCAAGUCAAUCCUAUCCAUAUCUCAUAUCAAAAUAAAACCUUAUUCAACCCGGAACAACACAGCAUCCAAUCUCAUACUGUAUCAAGCACGAAAGACACUGCAAUCUCACAGAAAAGAAAACAGCUGGUUUACAUAAUAGGUGACUCUAUGAUUAAAAACCUAGAAGGCCAUAGAAUGUCAAGAAUGAAUCUAUAAAGACCCGCUUGACGGCUGGAGCGACAUCCGAAGAUGCUAUACACUAUGUUAAAUCUAUCUUUACAAGAAACUCUGAUGAAAUCAUAGUACAUUUUGGCACUAACGAUAUUGCAUCAAAAUCUAAAACAAUAGACAACUACCGGAAAAUCAUCAACGAAAUUCAAUAAAACAGUCAGUGUACACGUAUAAGCAUCAGUUCUAUCAUAAUGAGAGGAGAUAAUGAUUAAGUGAACAAGGACUACAAGCUAUGCCGAUAAUAUAAACAGGAUUAUAUAAACAACAAUAACAUCAGUAUUGAUAGCUUGAACGGUAGCAGACUCCAUCUAAAUAGACAAGAGAACAUACUUCUUGCGAGAAACAUAAUUAAUCAUCUGCAGUAAACAUGAAAAGUGGGUAAGAUAAUGCACAGUUUAACCAUGAUUGAGCCUUCAUGCCCUUAUAGUCAAAAAGCUAAUCAUUCAUUGAUAACCCAAGGAGCAAGGAGAGCAUGAUGAAAUUAAAAACAAACAGAGCUCUGUCGAUGUAAUAGAUAGCGCUUUAAAUGAAGUAACUAAUUUCAGUUCAAUAAGAGUAAAAAACCCUAAAAAGACAAUUGUAGGGUACCUUAACAUAAAUUGUCUUCCUAACAAACAUUUUAGUAUUAUGGAACUAAUAAAAGGAAAAUUAGAUAUUUUUCUUAUCUCAGAAACAAAGAUAGACGAAUAUUUUCCGACUCAGUAUUCUGCUGCGGGGUUUAGGAAGCCCUUUAGACGCGACAAAAAAUUGGAGCUGGAGGAUUAAUACUUUAUGUGAAUGAAAACAUUCUAGCUAAAGAAUUAAGAAAUCUCAACCCAGCAAAUGAUAUUGAAACUUUUUCUGUUGAAGUAAAUUUUAAAAAACAAAAAUGGAUAAUUAUUGGAAUCUAUCACCCUC